GCAGUGCGCGCGGGACUUUAUUAUUUUUUUCUUUCCCCUGAACGGGGCUCGCGCGCAGCAGCCUUUAGCUCCGGCUGAGUGACACACGGACUCUCCGCUCCGCCGAGCCGAACCGAGCCGAACCGAACCGAACCGCAGGAUUAUCCUCCUCCUUCUCCACAACCUCCUCCUCCGCCUGGGUUUUAAACUUGUUUCUUGUUUCUCUCCGGGUUUGGAGCAGGAGUGGCCUGCGACUACAAACAGCAGCAGCUUUUUCCUCUCAGAGCGGAUCGCGUUUCAUUUCCCUGUGAGGAGAAAAACCGAACCGAACCAGACCGAACCCAACCGCACAACUGUCCGCGAGCGCACGGGUUUUCCCGCCUCUUUUUUCUGGUAUUUUUUUCUUCCUUCUCUCAGAGAGAGAGAGAGAGAGAGAGAGAGAUUUCUGAGCUGAGGAAGAAAUUAAAAUAAAACUGUGUGUGAGAGAGAGAGAGAGAGAGAGAGAGAGAGUGAGUGAGUGUGUGUGUGUGUGUGUGUGAGAGAGAGAGUGUAUGUGUGUGUGAAAAAGAGAGAGAGAGAGAGAGAGAGAGGGAGGAUGGAGGAGCAGCCGCGGUUGAUGCACCCUCACGGGGUGGGCUUGGCAGGUCACCCGGGCCUCACUCACCGACCCCCGGACGUCACAGCGGGAAGCGACGGCGACUCGAGGAAGCAGGACAUCGGAGACAUUUUACAGCAAAUUAUGACCAUCACGGACCAGAGUCUGGAUGAAGCUCAGGCCAGGAAACACGCUCUGAACUGUCACCGCAUGAAACCUGCGCUCUUCAACGUGCUGUGUGAAAUUAAAGAGAAAACAGUGUUGAGUAUUCGCGGCGCGCAGGAUGAGGAGCCUCCCGAUCCUCAGCUCAUGCGAUUGGACAACAUGCUCUUAGCCGAGGGUGUGUCCGGACCUGAGAAAGGGGGCGGAGCUUCAGCGGUUGCCGCGGCUGCCGCAGCUGCAGUGGGCGGAGCCGGAAACGACAACUCGGUGGAGCAUUCGGACUACAGAGCAAAACUGACUCAGAUACGACAGAUCUACCACACGGAGCUGGAGAAAUACGAACAGGCGUGUAACGAGUUUACCACCCACGUGAUGAACCUGUUGAGAGAACAGUCCCGCACGCGUCCCAUUUCACCCAAAGAGAUCGAGCGCAUGGUCAGCAUCAUCCACCGCAAAUUCAGCUCCAUACAGAUGCAGCUCAAACAGAGCACGUGCGAAGCUGUCAUGAUCCUGCGCUCACGCUUCCUCGACGCCAGACGAAAGCGGCGGAACUUCAACAAGCAGGCCACGGAGAUCCUGAACGAGUAUUUCUACUCGCACCUCAGUAACCCGUAUCCCAGCGAGGAAGCGAAAGAGGAACUGGCCAAGAAAUGUUCCAUCACCGUCUCCCAGGUGUCGAACUGGUUUGGGAACAAACGGAUCAGAUACAAGAAGAACAUUGGAAAAUUCCAGGAGGAAGCGAACAUGUACGCCGCCAGAACGGCCGUUAACGCGGCCACGGCUUCGGCUCAGGGCAGCCAGGCGAACUCGCCCUCCACGCCCAACUCCGCCGGUUCUGCUGCGUCUUUUAACAUGUCUCACUCCGGCGAUUUGUUCAUGAGCGUUCAGUCUCUGAACGGGGACUCGUACCCGGCGCCGCAGGUGGGCGCUAACAUACAGUCACAGGUGGAUACACUUCGCCAUGUUAUCAGUCAGGCAGGAGGAUACACUGACGCUCUCGCUGCCACUCAGCUCUACAGUCCACAGGGCAUCAACGCGAACGGAGUGUGGCAGGACGCACCAACUCCAUCAUCUGUAACUUCACCUACAGAAGGACCCGGAAGUGUUCAGUCUGACACGUCUAACUAAAAUUAACACACACGAGACACACACACACACACACACAUGACAUGACACGACACUACUCUGUUCACACCAUCUCUCUCUCUCUCUCUCUUAUAGCUACAGAACAUUUGGAAUAAAAAAAGAAACAAAAAAAAGAAAGAAAAAAUGUACUAAUGGUUUUCACUCAUCUCUGAGAGUUUGGAUGGAUAUUUAGUGACAGAACAAAUCGUUAUCACAGACCCGUAUCGUUCACUUUUAAUUCUUUAUUCUACCUCUGAGAGAAAAAAAAACAGUUGAUAUGAAAUUAAAAAGAGCAAUCUUCGGUUUCGAAAAGAAACUUUUUCUGUUGUGUCCAAGUGGAGAUUUUGUUCUUUAUCGGUACGCUGCGUCGUUCUGUUUCACUCUCCAUCAUCGCUUGCUUACAAGCAUAAUUAUUUUCCAUAUUUAAUGAUAAACGUGAAGUAACGGGUCCGUCGUUUAUUCAAAACAUAACCGACAUUAUUUCUAAACAUCCCGAGUUAAAUGAUCACAUUUAAUUCUUUAAAGUUUUCUUGGUUUUUUUCCCUUGACCGUGUCAGAAAAAAGUAUUUGUUUGUUGUUGGCCGAGAUCUGCGUUUUUACUCACCACUAACUGACUCAAAAGUGAUAUUUUAUGAUUUCCCAAGCCCAAGCUGGAACUGGGAACCAAAUUUAUGAAUAUUUAAUGAGCAUGUGCGGCUUUGUCCAAUCAUAGAGCAUCAGGUCAGAGCAUCAUGAUUUAACUAUUAACAAAUUAAUUACAUUUAUUAAUGAGGAUAGUACAGAAGCCUGGAGAAGACAUUUUUCUUUUUUUUCUUUUUUUGCACUAUGGGAUGUGGAAUCAGUGUUAAGAAAUUGCGUAAGGUUUCGCUAUAGGAGUGAAUAAAAUCCGGACGACAAAGGAAAUUCAAAUUUCAAUUGAUAUGGAGAAGGUGUUACGAUAGUAACCGUGUUAGGUUCGAGAUUAACUUUCGUCAUCAAACUGAAAUUGACCAGAAAUAGCCGUGUUUACUGAGUUAAUUCACUUCGUAAAACAGGAAUAUCAAAUCAACAAGGUGACUCCAGCUGACUCGCCACGUACGAAGAACGAGACCCAGGAGCUACGGUUAUAAACGAUGUGACGGAGCGGUCGUUCUUCUCUCCUUUCACUAGUUUUUAUUACCUCUCUCUUCCUAACUGUCACUCUGUGAUUCGACAAACCAGCGUUUUUAAUUCUAAAUUAAUUUCCAUGUCGUCAUGGAGGAAAGAAAUAUUAAAGUGACCGGAAAAUACAUUUCACAUUUACAGUUUUUAAAAAAUAAAUACUAUAUCAGGGCUUUCCCCAGAAAAAAAAUAUCAGACUGGUGUUACUGACGUGGAGUCUACAGAAGGCUGCUAGGGGAGU
Molecule: messenger RNA, 3242 nt
Organism: Neoarius graeffei (lesser salmon catfish)
Lineage: Eukaryota; Metazoa; Chordata; Actinopteri; Siluriformes; Ariidae
Gene: pbx1a
Product: pre-B-cell leukemia homeobox 1a
Exons: 9
Coding region: 575-1864 (429 amino acids)
Biological process (GO): neuron development; brain development; eye development
Cellular component (GO): nucleus
Molecular function (GO): DNA-binding transcription factor activity, RNA polymerase II-specific; RNA polymerase II cis-regulatory region sequence-specific DNA binding
Source: RefSeq, a predicted model, not a curated record